AUGGCGGCAACUGAUCCGCAGAAGCAGAUCCUGACCUUGAUACGCGACUUCGCAACCGAGAAAUCUCAAGGAGAGAGAAGAAUUGUUUAUCUGAAGAAGCGAAUCCAAGAGCUUCGAGCCGAAGUCGAUGCAGCGAAUGCAGAGCUCGAAUGUGCAAAGCGUCUCAAGGAAACUACUGAGCAAGAGAUAAAAGGCUACGAAGUUGAAUUGUCUAUGAACAAAGCUUCAAUUCAAGCCCUAGAGGCUAGGAUUUCUCUGAUUCAGGACGAGAUAUCUGCCGUUGGAUCUGAUCUAGAGGCUGUUAAGAAUGAAGAAGGAGCUUUACGAGAUGACUUUAUUGAAAAAAUGCGGGAGCUCAAUGCUACUAUAAGAAAAUUCCAAGAGACAGUGGUUUGUGCUUUCCAUGAAGAGAACUUGAGUGGAUCAAUAUCAACAGAUGGAGCCCAACCUUCUAAUACGCGAGAUACUGAAGUUGCCAGACGUGCUAUUGAGGAUCAGCUUCAGCAAAUAAUCUCUCAAACCAAUAUCCAGGAACAAGAAUACCAAGCAGAACAAAAUACUCAUAAACAGGUCCAGCAAGAGUUGAUUGAUUUGGAGAGGAAACUAUCAUUGAUGGAGGCAAUUAUGAAAGAAAGUAUGGAAUUGCAGGAAUUGACCAGAUAUCCUUACCUGAUUUUAUUGCAAUUGCAUGAUAGACUCUUAUAG
Molecule: messenger RNA, 705 nt
Organism: Ilex paraguariensis (yerba mate)
Lineage: Eukaryota; Viridiplantae; Streptophyta; Magnoliopsida; Aquifoliales; Aquifoliaceae
Source: the annotation of a GenBank genome assembly